Messenger RNA from Sorghum bicolor (sorghum), 919 nucleotides. RefSeq names its product peptidyl-prolyl cis-trans isomerase E. The record is from RefSeq and is a predicted model, not a curated record. Lineage: Eukaryota; Viridiplantae; Streptophyta; Magnoliopsida; Poales; Poaceae. Bases 129 to 635 code for a protein of 168 amino acids. Gene Ontology annotation, molecular function: RNA binding. The transcript has 3 exons.
ACUGUAUACAAUACGCCAGUCCGGAUCUUCCGGCUCCUCCGUCCAGCGAGCAGAGAAGCCAAAAACCCCAAGCCGGACGCCUCCCGUCUCCCUGUCCGGGCGCACCAGCCUACCUCGCCGCCGGAGACAUGAACCAGCCCGUGCAGAAGAACACCCUCUACGUCGGUGGGCUGGCGGAGGAGGUGGACGAGAAGAUCCUGCACGCCGCGUUCGUGCCCUUCGGCGAGGUCAAGGACGUCAAGACGCCGCUGGACCAGUCCACGCAGAAGCACCGCUCCUUCGGCUUCGUCACCUUCCUUGAGCGCGAGGACGCCGCCGCUGCCAUGGACAACAUGGACGGCGCCGAGCUCUUCGGCCGCGUGCUCACCGUCAACUACGCCUUCCCCGAGCGCAUCAAGGGAGGGGAGCAGGGAUGGGCUGCCCAGCCAAUUUGGGCCGAUGCGGACACUUGGUUUGAGAGGCAGCAGCAGGAAGAGGAGAUGCAGCGGCUGCAGGCAGAGCACCGUGCAGCAAUGCAGGCAGCAGAGAAGCUGCACAGGGAGAAACUGGCUGCCGAAAGGGAGGGCGAGAAAGAAGAAGAGACAGCAGAUCCCAUGGCUGCUGCAGAGGCUCAGGCUGUGAAACAAAGUUCUUAAGAACCGGGAUAUCAAUUUCAUAACAUAUGUGCUACAUUGGUGCCCCUUUGCCAAAUACAUGUUUCUCAGCAGCGUGGCUACAAUAUGACUAACGAAUCUUGUGAGUGCUGUUUGCUUAGCUGAAAGAAUCCUAUUUCUCACUUGGAUCUGGGAUUUUUAUGGAUCUGUCUCUUUUUUUUUUUCAUGUUGAGGUUGCAGAAUCAAGCAGAGCUUUACUAAAAUGCUGUGGUUCCCUAUGCCUACAUGUUGCAUUGUCCAAGGACUUUGCAAAUAAAUUUUGCAUU